AUGACCGCGCCCGUCGUCGUAGAGGGCGGCGCGGCGCCCUCCACGUCGGGCCGCAGCAUGACCUUCCUGCUCCCGAGCAAGUACAAGUCGGUGGCGGAGGCGCCCGCGCCCGCCAAUCCGGCCGUCGAGCUCGGCGUCGCCCCCGCCGGCCGCUGCGAGGCCGUGGCCACGUACGCGGGCAACCUGGACAUGGACGCCGCCCCGGAGAAGGCCGCACAGCUGCUGGACGCCCUGGAGAAGGACGCCGUUCAGGUCACGGGCGAGUACACCGUGUGCGGGUACAACCCCCCGUUCACGCUCCCGUGGUUCAAGAGGAACGAGAUUCACGUCCCGGUCGACCCUGAUUCCAUCGCGGAGCUGUGCCCGCCGCCGGAGAGCGAGGGAGUUGCUGCGUGA
Molecule: messenger RNA, 396 nt
Organism: Chondrus crispus (carragheen)
Lineage: Eukaryota; Rhodophyta; Florideophyceae; Gigartinales; Gigartinaceae
Exons: 1
Coding region: 1-396 (131 amino acids)
Source: RefSeq, a predicted model, not a curated record